Molecule: messenger RNA, 2550 nt
Organism: Cimex lectularius (bed bug)
Lineage: Eukaryota; Metazoa; Arthropoda; Insecta; Hemiptera; Cimicidae
Product: interleukin-1 receptor-associated kinase 4-like
Exons: 12
Coding region: 198-2399 (733 amino acids)
Biological process (GO): protein phosphorylation; signal transduction
Molecular function (GO): protein binding; protein kinase activity; ATP binding
Source: RefSeq, a predicted model, not a curated record
ACUACUUGUUGAUUCGUGCUUUUAUGCCUCCACCCCGUCUCGUCUCAAAGGAGUCUUUUUUUUCUUUUUUCCGUUUUUCCCAUUUGAACCUCGAAUGUUUCUCUUUCACAGUCUUUACCCGGCCGGUAUGUCGAGGGCGGAUUUGUGUGAAAUUUUGUUUGCGUAGGGAUUUUUUUUGCCAGUAAUUGACCAGAAAAAUGGCAACGAACGAUCCUUAUCACAUGUACGUCUACAACAUCCCUUAUGCUACAAGGAAGGCCCUAUGCAGAAUCCUGGACCUAAACAACUCUUGGGAAGAACUCGGUGGGGAAGGCAUGAAAUUUGACGUUGGGACGUUAAACAGGAUCGGUCAAGCCGUUCUCAGAAAUCGUUCUCCUACCGAUGAGUUAUUGACUCUAUGGGGAACAAAAAACCAUACUGUCCAUGAACUUUUCGGCCAUCUGGCCAAUAUGCAGCACUAUCAAGCCAUGUCUGCAAUAAAAAAUUUAGUUGAUCCCAAAUACCACUGUCUAAUAUACGAAGGGGAAGAAAAUUUUAGCCAAAUGCGUGCUCAAGAAAUACCACCAGGGCCAACGCAGAAAUGUCAACAAAAUGUUCAUGAGCCACCACUUUCACCACCACAACACCAUGUACGUCCAUUAGAUCCGUCACUUUCACCACCACACCUAAAACAUUGUGAUAAAGACGUAAGGGGAAGUGAGUUUAAUAUAUACACGCAGAAAUGCCAAGAAAGAACUCCAGUCAAAAUGGUCCCAAUACCCGUAGAAGAUGUCGAUAUGAAAAUAAGCAACAUUCAGCCCUCUCACAUUCCGGUCUCUCCUCCACGCCAUUCUCCGCAUUCACAUUCUCCCUGUUCACCUCAUUCUCCCCUUUCACCUUGUUCACCUCACACUCCUCAUUCACCCCUCACCCCUCAUUCACCUCACACCCCACAUUCCCCCCACUCACCACAUAACCAGUGCUCACCAUGCACACCGCAUACUCCUCAUUGUGUUAUGUCACCGCAAUCUCCUCAGUCCCCUCAACAAGAUGGUGCUCGAGCAAUUAGAAAAACUACAGAUCAAUCUAAUGCAGCAUUAGGGGAGAGUCCUGCUAUAAAUUAUAAAGAGUUAGAAAAGGCGACAGGAGGAUGGGAUAGAAGAAAAUUGUUGGGGAAAGGUGGUUUUGGAUCAGUUUUUAAAGGUGUUUGGAAAAACACUCAUGUUGCAAUAAAACGUCUUGAGGCUGAGAAUGGAAUCGACUUAGAGGAAACUUGGAAAACAUACAGAGAACAAUCACUUAGAGAACUCAAGUACUUAAAUUCAUGCAGGCAUGACAACAUAUUACCACUAUAUGGCUAUAGCAUUGAUGGUCCACACGACUGUUUAGUUUAUCAAUAUAUGCAUAAUGGAUCGCUGGAAGACAGGAUUCUAUGUAAGGAUGGGACAAAACCGUUAACUUGGAGUCAAAGACAUUCAAUAGCAACAGGGACUGCAAGAGGUAUACAAUACUUACACACAGUUGGCGAAAAGCCUCUAGUUCAUGGUGAUAUAAAAAGUGCUAAUAUUCUUCUAGAUCCGUAUUUAGUACCCAAAAUAGGGGAUUUUGGCCUCGCCAGGGAAGGCCCAAUGCAGCAGUAUACGCACGUUAAAGUCAGCAGAGUCCAUGGCACAAGACCUUAUUUACCAGAUGAAUUUUUGAGGGGGAAAAAGUUCUCAACUAAAGUUGAUACGUACAGCUUUGGUGUGGUCUUGUUUGAACUUGCGACUGGUUUAAGGGCCUACGAUUGCAACGCACCAGAAAAAUUUUUGAAAAAAAGGAUGGAAGUGUUAACAGAAGAUCAAAUACAUGAAGUUAUGGAUGUAAAAGCAGGACUUGAUGAUGGAAUUUCAUUCAAGACAAUGUUUACUCUAGGCAAGCUAUGCGUUUCCUCUAGACCUAAAGACAGACCUGAAAUGGUUGCAGUCCUUCAGAAGCUGGAUUCUAUAUCAGCCGCUUGCGAAAUAGCGGCUCAUAUACAAGCAGUCCAGGCCCAGGCUCGAGCUCAAGCUCAAGCUCAGGCUCUAGCCCAAGUCCAAGCACAGCCUCAAGUGUUUGCACUACCUCCGGCUCCAGCCCAAGCUCUAGUUCAAGCUCAAGCCCUUUUUGAAGACGAUGAACCGGUUCAAGGCCCAUCGCAAGUCCGACCUGAAGUGCAAAUCCAACAGGCAACGUUACCAGUCCAACAGGCAUUACCAAGAAUUACAAUUGAACCUAUACCAGGGCCUUCAAAUCAACCAAUGUGUAAUCCUCCAUCUCUUCCUCCUGAUUCAGUUUCUAAGGAGGAAGAUGUAGAGUGUGCAUUACCAUUGAUAUCCGCAUUAGGAAUUAUUUCAGAAAAUUCACAAGUGACUAAAGAAAAGAGGGAAGAAACGACUUGAAAUUGCAAAAAAAAAUCUUUAUGAUAACUCAUUGUGACGAUAACUGUUAAAUGUUGAUAUGUUAUAAUGUUUUGAUUUGUUUAAAUGUUUUAAAGAUGGCUGUACACUAAUGGAUGCCAUUAGUAAAAUAAAUUUAUUAUUACUUUUUCAA